AUGCUGCCGGAAGGAGAGCACCUGCGGGUCCUCAAGCUUGAGCCCGGACGAGGCGACGACCCGCUCCUCUGCCAUCUGGAAGUCCUGUCUGUGAAAGACGCCUGGCGCAAGUACGAAGCCAUCAGCUACGUCUGGGGAAAUCCGGACGACACGCGCUACAUUGUGUUGGACGGCCACGAGCUCCCGAUCACCACGAGCCUGUAUGAUGCGCUGAAGCACUUCCGCAACCCCGAGACGGACGUGACGCUCUGGGCGGACUCGGUGUGCAUCCAGCAGUCGAAUCCGCCGGAGAAGGGUCGUCAGGUGCAAUUGAUGGGGAAGAUCUACGAAGGGGCGGCGAGAGUGCGGGUGUGGCUGGGCGUCGACAAG
Molecule: messenger RNA, 369 nt
Organism: Eremomyces bilateralis CBS 781.70
Lineage: Eukaryota; Fungi; Ascomycota; Dothideomycetes; Eremomycetales; Eremomycetaceae
Product: HET-domain-containing protein
Exons: 1
Source: RefSeq, a predicted model, not a curated record